This is a messenger RNA of Saitoella complicata NRRL Y-17804, 3090 nucleotides long. RefSeq lists its product as uncharacterized. Lineage: Eukaryota; Fungi; Ascomycota; Saitoellomycetes; Saitoellales; Saitoellaceae. The record is from RefSeq and is a predicted model, not a curated record. Bases 1 to 3090 code for a protein of 1029 amino acids. The transcript is spliced from 3 exons.
AUGUUCGCAAAACUAAAAGAAAACUUUAAUGCCUCGCAGCAAGGUCUGCAACAGCGUUUACAGCAGGGUGUUGCCAAGGCUGGACAUGCUGAGUCCACGACGGGACGAACGUCGCUGCAGAUUGAGCACCGGGGUAGUAUGGAGAGGGAGGACAUUGUGUUCGACGUAAGUGAGGAUGAGGAGGAGGAAGGUGCUGAGGGCGAGGGGAUGAAGGAAGAAGAGGAGGGGCUGAACGCGGAAGUUAGGAGGAAAUUGAGGAAGUUGGAGAAGUUUGAGACGAGAUAUCCAGCCCUCGUCAACGCAUACAAACAGACAUCUUCCCGAUCAACAGCUGUCUCGGCAUUCGAGAAAGCCCUCCAAGAGAUCACACCCGUCUCUUCCAUCUCAGACGUCGAUGCAUUCCGAGAGUAUCUUAACAACAUUACUCUUCGCUCCGACAUGGUCAUGGAAGAACUGAAGAAAAUCACGAAGGAACGCGACGACGUUAGGGCGAAGAUGGUAGAGGAGGGACACAAGCACGCCGAGGAGAUCGACAAACUAAACGACAAGAUCGCGGAGUUGGUCGCCGAAAAGCCCCCUGAGACAGGAGAGGGCAAGGAGGAUGUUGAGGCAAAGGUUAAGGAGGUCGAGGAGGAGAGGGAUGCAUUGAAGGCUGAACUCGAGGGCGUGAGAGCGGACUUGGGUAAGGCUAAGGGCGCUGAAGCAGAGGCCACGGACCUGAAGAGGAAGGUCAUCGGUCUCGAAGCUGAGCGUACUGGUCUUCUUGCUCGUCUUGAUCGCGCGCAGUCCGCAAAUGAAACCUUGACGGAGGAAAUCGCUACGAAGCUCUCUUCAGCCGACCAAUCCAAGAAGAGCAUUAGGGCGGACUUACAGGCCAAGAACAGCAAAAUCGCCGAACUCGAGGCUGAAUGCGAGCAGCUGAAGAAGGAGGUCGGUAUUUGGCGGAAUGCGGGCGCGUCGGAGACUGCGAAGGACGAGGAGAUGCCCGGCACUGGUGCGAGCAGCGAGACAGUACAGCCGGAUAGUCCUACUACGCCUACGGUACCUACCAGCGGUUCAAACAAGAAAAAGAAGAAGAAGAAGGGGAAGAAGGGGGGUGCGCAGGCGAAUGGUGGCGAGGAGGUGGAGAAGGCGGAGAAGGUUAGUGAGAUGGUCGAGGAGCCUGCGUCUCCAGCGCCUGCCCCCGAGGACACUCAGGACUUGAAGACACAGUUGACGCAGAAGAAUGAGAAGGUCAAGGAACUUCAGGAGAAGGAAGGAAAGUUGAGAAGCAUCUUGGGCGGAUUGCAGAACUUGCUUGACCAGGCACGCAAAGACAAGGUCAGCGCUGAGGAGAAGUUGAGUGCGUUCUCGACGACUGCGGAUGAAGUUGAGGAGACGAAGGAGAUGUUGAAGAAUGUCGGAGGGGAGUUGGUUGAGGCAAGGAAGAAGAUCAAGGUGGUUGUUGCGGAGAGGGAUGUGGCAAGGGAUGAACUUGUUGCUGCGAAGGAGGAGGUUGAGGAGAUCAAGGCGAAGGGAGGCGAUACGACAAGAAAGGUGGAGGAGUUGGAAGCGAAAUUGAAGACAGCUGAGGAUGAGGCGAAGAAGGCGAAGCAGCAGGCUGAUCUUGGUGAGGAGACGCUCAAGGCUGUGGAGGACGAGCGCGAUGCACUUUCUCAGCACCUCAACAUCUUGGGGAAGGAGCUGGACGAUAGCAAGGAGCUCGCUCAGGGCCGUGAGGAUGAGAUCAAUGCGGCUAAGACGUCCAUGGCAAACGCCAUUACUGAGUUGGAGAAGCUGAGGGAGGAGGCAUCGACGCACGCCGCGGAGAAGGAGCAGUUGACAGACGUCCAACAGAAGAUGGCGAAGGUGGAGAAGAGUGAGAGAGAUCUCAGGGCGGAGGUGAAAACCGUCCGGGAUAAGUUGUCCAGCACGGAGAAGGAGUUAGAGAGGGUGAAGAAGUCGCUUAACCAGAAGGAGACUCAGGCGAAGGAAUUGGAUAAGGAGUUAACGAUUGUGCAGUCUGCACUCAAGGACCAGAGGGGAGCGCGUGAACGUGCUGAGCGUGAUCGUGAGAAUGCGUCGAAAGAGGUUAGGACUCUUCGUGAGAGAGUCACGUCAUUGGAGAAUGUUCGUUCCGCGCUCACGAGUGAACGUGAUGAGCUCCAGGAGGAGUUGCAGGUUAACGCUGCAAAGUAUGAUUCAACUCAGUCGUUGAUGGAUUCUCUGAGGGAGCAGACUACGGAGCUUACUCACCAAGCACGCGAAGCCAAGGAGCGCUGCGAGGCUGCUGAGGAGGAGUUGGCGGAGGCCCAUAGGUUGUUGCAGGAGCGUGCGCAGGAAGCGGAGAGUAUGCGCCGACUUGUUGCUGACGCCGAAUCGAACCAAUCCGGUAAGGUUGAGGAGUUGGAGGCGAAAUUGAAGGCCGCGCUGGAGGAGCGGGAUAAGGCCGAGGAAGAGCUCGCGCAGGCGGGACGUAAGAAGGGGAAGGAGUUGGAGGAGGUGAAGAGGAAGUUGGGCGAUGUUGAGGCUGCGUUGAAGAAGAGUCAGGAGGUGCAUGCUGAUUGUUUGAGCACGAUUGAGAACCUCAAGAAGGACAAGGACGAAGCGGCUAAGAAGGUUGAGGAAGUCAUGAGGGAGAGGGAUGAGUCGAAGAAGCUCUUAGAGAACUUGGAGACGUCGAGGACUGAGGCUGAGAACGAGUUGAGGCAGUUGGAACAGUACCAGGUAUCAUUGAAGAACAAUGCGGAGGAGUCUCGGAGAAGGUUCGAGGAUUUGCAAAAGUCUUAUCAGAAUACCAUGAAUGAACUGCAACGACUGAAGGAGAUGCAACACCCCGCCGGUGAAGGAUCAUCGUCUGGGGCUGGUGGAUCCUCAUCAUCUGACCAGGCAGGUUCGUCAUCGUCCGCCAACGGCAAGGGGAAGCAGAAUGUCCAUAUUCAGGAGUACGCUGACAGCCCUGUCAUCGACCGGGAAUACAUGAAGGCAGUACUGAUGCAGUUUUUGCUGCGGAAGGAGCAACGGCAUAUGAUGAUUCCCAUCAUUGGCUCAUUACUGGACUUUUCCACGGAGGAGGAACAGAGAUGCGUCGCGGUCGAGACGGAACUAUAA